Messenger RNA from Myotis davidii, 5196 nucleotides. RefSeq names its product protein tyrosine phosphatase, receptor type G (gene PTPRG). Lineage: Eukaryota; Metazoa; Chordata; Mammalia; Chiroptera; Vespertilionidae. The transcript is spliced from 31 exons. Gene Ontology annotation, biological process: protein dephosphorylation. Gene Ontology annotation, molecular function: protein tyrosine phosphatase activity; protein binding. Bases 1 to 4197 code for a protein of 1398 amino acids. The record is from RefSeq and is a predicted model, not a curated record.
AUGAUAAAGCCAGGCAUCCCUGCCAAGAGCAAUAGCCUGCUGGGCGUGUGGGGCCAGGUGCCAGGCAGUGCAUUGACCGAAGGCUACGUCGGGUCCCUUCAGGACAGCAGACACAGCAGCUCCUCACAGAUCCGCAGGCGCAAGGCCUCUGGGGACCCGUACUGGGCCUACUCCGGUGCCUAUGGGCCUGAGCACUGGGUGACGUCUAGUGUCAGCUGCGGGGGCCACCACCAGUCUCCCAUAGACAUUUUAGACCAGCAUGCUCGUGUCGGCGAGGAGUACCAGGAGCUGAAACUUGAUGGCUUCGACAGUGAGUCUUCUAACAAAACCUGGAUGAAGAACACAGGGAAAACAGUUGCCAUCCUUCUGAAAGACGACUAUUUCGUCAGCGGCGCGGGCCUGCCCGGCAGAUUCAAAGCGGAGAAGGUGGAGUUUCACUGGGGCCACAGCAAUGGCUCUGCGGGCUCGGAGCACAGCAUCAAUGGCCGGCGCUUCCCUGUGGAGAUGCAGCUUUUCUUUUACAAUCCAGACGACUUUGACAGCUUUCAAACUGCCAUUUCUGAAAACAGAAUAAUCGGAGCCAUGGCCAUAUUUUUCCAAGUCAGUCCAAGGGACAAUUCUGCGCUGGAUCCUAUUAUCCAUGGGUUGAAGGGCGUCGUACAUCAUGAGAAGGAGACCUUCCUGGAUCCUUUCGUGCUCCGGGACCUCCUGCCUGCAUCCCUGGGCAGCUACUACCGGUACACGGGUUCUCUGACCACCCCUCCGUGUAGCGAAAUCGUGGAGUGGAUAGUCUUCCGGAAGCCCGUCCCCAUCUCUUACCACCAGCUCGAGGCUUUCUAUUCUAUCUUCACCACGGAGCAGCAAGACCACGUGAAGUCAGUGGAGUACCUGAGAAAUAACUUCCGGCCCCAGCAGGGUCUGAACGGCAGGGUGGUGUCCAAGUCCGCCGUCAGUGACGCCUGGAACCAUGACAUGACAGACUUCCUCGAUAACCCACUGGGGACGGAAGCCUCUAAAGUCUGCAGCUCGCCGCCCAUCCACAUGAAGGUGCAGCCCCUGAACCAGACGGCGCUGCAGGUGUCCUGGAGCCGGCCUGAGACCAUCUACCACCCGCCCAUCAUGAACUACAUGAUCUCCUACAGCUGGACCAAGAACGAGGACGAGAAGGAGAAGACCUUCACGAAGGACAGCGACAAAGACCUGAAAGCCACCAUCAGCCACGUCUCACCUGACAGCCUUUACCUGUUCCGCGUCCAGGCCGUGUGCCGCAACGACAUGCGCAGCGACUUCAGCCAGACGAUGCUCUUUCAAGCUAAUACCACUCGAAUAUUCCAAGGGACCAGAAUUGUGAAAACAGGAGUGCCCACGGCGUCUCCUGCCUCUUCGGCCGACAUGGCCCCCAUCAGCUCGGGGUCUUCGACCUGGACAUCCUCCGGCAUCCCCUUCUCAUUUGUUUCCAUGGCGACCGGGAUGGGCCCAUCCUCCAGCGGCAGCCAGGCGACGGUGGCCUCGGUGGUCACCAGCACGCUCCUGGCCGGCCUGGGCUUCGGCGGCGGCGGCGACGCCGCACCGAGCAGGGACAGCGAGGGCACCGAGGAAGGGGCGAAGGAUGAGAAGAGUGAGAGUGAGGACGGGGAGCGGGAGCACGAGGAGGAGGGGGAGAAGGACUCCGAGAAGAAGGAGAAGAGCGGGGAGACCCACGCCACCCAGGGCCCGAGCCAGGCCGAGCCCACCCCUGUGCCCUCGUCUUCCGGUAGAACUGCCCAGGACGGGGGGCAUCAGACUAUACCGGGGCCCCAGCGCAACCACACUGCCGUCCCCACGGACCAGCCCGAUGACACGAGGGGUGCCCGCCUGGGCUCCGAGUCAGUCACCUCCACCCAAGUGCCCCCCACAGUCACACAGGAGCCCUACGAAGGGAGUGAUCGCAAGAGUCCUGCACUGCCAUCUAAAAAGCCCAUGUCCCGAGGGGACCGCUUUUCCGAGGACAGCAAGUUCAUCACUGUCAACCCAGCAGAAAAGAACACCUCUGGGAUGGUAAGCCGCCCUUCCCCGGGGAGGAUGGAGUGGAUCAUCCCCCUGAUUGUGGUGUCAGCCUUGACCUUCGUGUGCCUCAUCCUUCUCAUCGCUGUGCUGGUUUACUGGAGAGGGUGUAACAAAGUAAAGUCGAAGGGCUUUCCCAGACGCUUCCGUGAAGUGCCUUCUUCUGGGGAGAGAGGAGAGAAGGGGAGCAGAAAAUGCUUCCAGACGGCUCACUUCUACGUGGAGGACAGCAGCUCCCCUCGGGUGGUCCCCAAUGAGAGCAUCCCCAUUAUCCCCAUCCCGGAUGACAUGGAGGCCAUCCCGGUCAAACAGUUUGUGAAACACAUCGGGGAGCUCUAUUCCAAUAACCAGCACGGCUUCUCCGAGGAUUUUGAGGAAGUCCAACGCUGUACGGCUGACAUGAACAUCACCGCAGAACAUUCCAAUCAUCCAGAUAACAAGCACAAAAACAGAUACAUCAACAUUUUAGCAUAUGAUCACAGCAGGGUGAAGUUAAGACCUCUACCAGGAAAAGACUCUAAGCACAGCGACUACAUUAAUGCAAACUAUGUCGAUGGUUAUAACAAAGCAAAAGCCUACAUCGCCACCCAGGGACCUCUAAAGUCUACAUUUGAAGAUUUCUGGAGGAUGAUUUGGGAACAAAACACUGGAAUCAUCAUCAUGAUUACAAACCUUGUGGAAAAGGGAAGACGAAAAUGUGAUCAGUAUUGGCCGACAGAGAACAGUGAGGAGUAUGGAAACAUUAUUGUCACACUGAAGAGCACAAAAGUCCACGCCUGCUACACUGUCCGUCGUUUCUCAGUCAGAAACGCAAAAGUGAAGAAGGGUCAGAAGGGGAACCCCAAGGGCCGUCAGAACGAGCGGGUGGUGAUCCAGUACCACUACACACAGUGGCCUGACAUGGGCGUCCCCGAGUACGCCCUCCCCGUCCUGACCUUCGUGCGGAGGUCCUCGGCCGCCCGCACGCCGGAGAUGGGCCCGGUGCUGGUGCACUGCAGCGCUGGCGUGGGCAGGACAGGCACCUACAUAGUGAUCGACAGCAUGCUGCAGCAGAUCAAAGACAAAAGCACAGUGAACGUCCUGGGCUUCCUGAAGCACAUCAGGACACAGCGCAACUACCUCGUCCAGACGGAGGAGCAGUACAUUUUCAUCCACGAUGCCUUGUUGGAAGCCAUUCUUGGAAAAGAGACCGAAGUAUCUUCAAAUCAACUGCAUAGCUAUGUGAACAGCAUCCUCAUACCAGGAGUAGGAGGAAAGACACGACUGGAAAAACAGUUCAAGCUGGUCACACAAUGUAAUGCGAAAUACGUGGAAUGCUUCAGUGCUCAGAAAGAGUGCAACAAAGAGAAGAACAGAAACUCAUCGGUAGUGCCAUCUGAGCGCGCUCGAGUGGGCCUUGCACCGUUGCCUGGAAUGAAAGGAACAGAUUACAUUAAUGCUUCUUACAUCAUGGGCUAUUACAGGAGCAAUGAAUUCAUUAUCACCCAGCAUCCUCUGCCACACACUACGAAAGAUUUCUGGCGGAUGAUUUGGGAUCACAAUGCGCAGAUCAUUGUCAUGCUGCCGGACAACCAGAGCUUGGCAGAAGAUGAGUUUGUGUACUGGCCAAGUCGAGAAGAAUCCAUGAACUGUGAGGCCUUUACCGUCACCCUUAUCAGCAAAGACAGACUGUGCCUCUCUAACGAAGAACAAAUCAUCAUCCACGACUUUAUUCUGGAAGCUACACAGGAUGACUACGUCCUGGAAGUCCGGCACUUUCAGUGUCCCAAGUGGCCUAACCCAGACGCCCCCAUCAGCAGUACCUUUGAACUUGUCAACGUCAUCAAGGAAGAGGCCUUGACAAGGGAUGGCCCCACCAUUGUCCACGAUGAGUAUGGAGCGGUUUCAGCGGGAAUGCUGUGUGCCCUCACCACCCUGUCCCAGCAACUAGAGAAUGAAAACGCCGUGGAUGUUUUCCAGGUUGCAAAAAUGAUCAAUCUUAUGAGGCCUGGAGUUUUCACAGACAUUGAACAAUACCAGUUUGUCUAUAAAGCAAUGCUCAGCCUGGUCAGCACGAAAGAAAACGGAAACGGGCCCAUGGCAGUGGACAAAAAUGGUGCUGUUCUCAUUGCGGACGAGUCGGACCCUGCCGAGAGCAUGGAAUCUCUGGUGUGACUGCGACCUGCCAGGCGCCUAAUUUGUAAAACUUCUGAAGACUGAGAACUUUUUUGAGGCCUUUUUUGCCAGACUCUAGGUUAUACAAUAACCCAGUUACUUUUUUACACUGAUAAAAGUUUUGAUAUUUAUUUUUUGCCAUUUUAUGUCUUAAUGGUAUCCUACUGAGCAUCUGCACCUCUGUUCACCCCCCACCCCCCGUGAAACGCAAUUCGACCUAGUUUGCACUAUCUGAUCAGUGUUACUGCCUAUAACCUAAUACUAAAGCAAGCCCUGGUGUGACAUUCCGUAACAACAUACGCGCUACUUUUUUAGUUCAGUACAGUGAAGGUCUUUGUUAUGACAGUGAAUCUUGGUUCUCUUAUUAUUCUUGCUAAAGCAGUGACAUUCUACUAGCAGGCAAUGCUGUGUUUUUCCUCAGCCCUCUUCUGCUAUUUUUUUUUUUUUAGACAUUGUUCAAUGCUGUAUGCCUUCUAUAUUUUAGCGGACGAGCAUUGUUUUCUUUUAAAGAAUAGUAGGUUGUUGGGAGCUACUGAGAAGGUCGGUCAACCUCAUGGCCUUGAAACAGUUCCAUGUAUGAUGGGGAAGACAUCCAUUAAGAAAUUAGAAGGUUUCAAAGUUGCUUCAUGUGAACAUCACCUGUUAGUUACAAACGUAUAUUCAUAGCUGAAAAAUGCCCAACUGUGUCAAAAUAAAGGAUCUCUCUGAAUUACGGUUUUCACAGUAGCUAUGUGGACAGUGUGUGUUAUUUCCAUCUGACUCUGAAAUAGCUCCACCCUAAAAGCAGGACUACCUUUUACAAGAGAGAGAUGGCAAUAUUUUACACAGCUCAGCUAAGAAACCCUUUAGUGACUCUCCACUAAUGUUCCAUGGUUUGUAAUACCAUACCUCACGGCAGGUGGAAUAUGAAAAUUUUUGUAGGUGUGUAAUUUUGAAACUAGUCCUCUAAAAUUCCUAUUACUCGGAUCGCAAUCUAAUAAAAACUACCUAUCUAGUUAA